AUGGAGACUUCUACAACAAGUAACAGUAUCAUCAGUGAUGGCCGUUAUGCAACUGUGAAGCAAGGUUCUUGGUUCAACCAAUUCCUCAGUGGCUCCAAUCCUUGGAUGGCUAGAUAUGUUUACAGUUUCAUGUUUCUGCUGGCGACUUUGCUCGCGUGGAUCGUUCGCGAUUAUGGCCCGAAAACUCUCAGCCAUUUCAAGAGUAAUUCAUUUGCACCAUUUUAUAUAUCUUGUGUCAAGACUGUGUAUGUUGAGUGGCAUGCAAUUGAUUGUUUGAAUGGAUAUGAUGGUGCAGGGCCUAAUGACUGCUAUGACGGUGAAAAGUAUUGCUUAGGUAGAGUGGGAGUUCUCAGAGUGAGCAUGGGCUGUUUUAUGUUCUACUUCUUGAUGUUUGUGUCCACAUUAGGCACUACAAAGUUGAUGGAUAGAAGAGAAACAUGGCACUCAAGGUGGUGGUUUGCCAAGAUUCCUAUGAUGAUUGCACUAACUCUCCUGCCAUUUUUUCUUCCAUCUGAUCUUAUUGAGGUCUAUGGCCAUCUUUCACACUUUGGAGCUGGGGUGUUUUUACUAGUCCAGCUUGUUAGUAUAAUCAGUUUCAUCACUUGGCUAAACGAUUUUUGCCACUCCGACGAGUAUGCAGAUUCAUGGCGUUUACACGCGAUGAUCCUUGGUGCAACCGCGUAUGUUGUGUGCAUACUCGGGAUCAUCUUGAUGUACAUUAUAGAAGGUGCUGGCACUCGAAACAUUGCUUUCAUCUUGACGACGGCUGUGCUCGUCCACCUCAUGACCAUUGUUUCUAUCCGGCCUGAAGUGAAUGCAGGGUUUCUGACUUCAAGUCUCAUGGGACUUUAUGUUCUGUUCCUCUGCUGGUCUGCCAUCAGAAGUGAAAAGGCAUAUGAUGAUUCUGAAGUAAAAGUUAUCACCAUCAUAAGCUUUGGUGUGGCAGUAAUGGCAAUUGUGAUUGCAACGUUUUCAACCGGCAUUGAUUCCAAAAGCUUUCAGUUAAGGAAUGAACAAGAGGAAGAGGAUGAUGUUCCGUACGGAUAUGGAUUCUUCCAUUUUGUUUUUGCCACUGGAGCCAUGUAUUUUGCAAUGCUGUUAGUUGGAUGGAAUGCCAAGAAUCCCACCACAAAGCUUACAAUUGAUAUUGGGUGGACCAGCACUUGGGUUAGGAUAGUCAACGAGUGGGUCGCAGCUGGCGUUUACCUAUGGAGGAUUGUAGCUCCAAUCAUUUGGAAAGGUGCUCGAGCCAAUGAGUCACAAGUGUGAAAUGUGAACAGCUAUGAAGAUUCAAGACUAUUAA
Messenger RNA from Ipomoea nil (Japanese morning glory), 1303 nucleotides. RefSeq names its product probable serine incorporator. Lineage: Eukaryota; Viridiplantae; Streptophyta; Magnoliopsida; Solanales; Convolvulaceae. The transcript is spliced from 11 exons. The record is from RefSeq and is a predicted model, not a curated record. Gene Ontology annotation, cellular component: membrane. Bases 1 to 1269 code for a protein of 422 amino acids.